CAUGUAUUGAGUUAAAGUUUGUUUCCUUUUCCAACUCAGCAGCUUAAUAAAAAAACGAGAUGGAAAGUUUUCCUGCUCACAUGUACUUCAGAUCCCAGCCUAGCAGACAGACACUCUCUUCUCUCACCAGCAACUAAGACACGAUGAUGCAAUUAAGGACUUUAAUUUUCACAUUGAUUAUGCUCCCAUGGAUACUGUCUUCUGCAGCAAAAGAGGAAUACAUGGAAGUCAGAAAGCCUAAGAAAGACACUGUAAACUUUCCAGACUAUGAUACCCUUCAAGACUCAGACACUGACCCAGCAGCAGCUCCAAAAGCCGCUGAGCUGCCGACAUGUCUGCUGUGUGUUUGCCUGAGUGGAUCUGUUUACUGUGAGGAGGUGUCACCAGAAAUGUCAGCCGUCCCAGCCCUGCCAAAAGAAACAGCACAUCUCUAUGCACGUUUCAAUAAAAUAACAAAAAUAAGAAACCAAGACUUUGCAGACACAGUCACAUUAAAAACGAUUGACCUAACUGGGAAUCUCAUCACUGAGAUAGACGAUGGAGCUUUUUCAAAACUUAUACAUCUUGAGGAGCUCACUCUUGCAGAAAACAGACUGACUAAACUUCCUAUGCUGCCCCCCAAGCUGAUGUCAUUCAAUGCCAAUUUCAACCAGCUUAAAACCCAGGGUGUGAAGGCAACUGCUUUUAAAAAACUCACGGGACUGGCAUAUCUUUACCUUGGAAACAAUGUACUGACAGCCGUGCCCCAACUUCCAGAGUCUCUUCACGUUGUGCACCUGCAUGUAAAUUCAUCUAACAACAAGAUCUCGACAAUAACAGAUGAGACCUUCUGCAAAGGGAACAGCAGUCACUACAUCCGGACCAACAUGGAUGAGGUGAGACUGGAUGGGAACCCCGUCCAGCUGUCGAAGCACCCCGAGAGCUUCACCUGUCUGUACUCCCUCCCUAUCGGAUGGUACAACUGAAAUAACCAAAGCAUGCUUUUGACGGAGGUAAACCCUUCUGGGGGAGUUCUGUGUAGAAUAAAGGAUGCAGAUACAAAGAUAGUAAACAUAUCAGUUGCAAAAUGCAGUUCUUAAGUUACAUUUUAUAUACUCAAAAAAGUGCAAGACCUCUUAUAAACAGACAGACAUUGUAUGAUUACAGAACAGCAGGAUGUGUUAUCAAGGGGAAGAAAUAGCUUGUGUUUCUUAUCAAGUUCUAUCUCUCAGUAUUUAACACAUCUGUGCAAUGUGAUGUUUUUAAAUACAAAGACUAUUUCUUCAUAAUUUUUUUGUUACAAGUAUUGCUGAGGCAGUUAGACCAGUGGCUUUAUUACUGCUAAUCUUUCUUAAACUGAAGAUCAUAUUUUACAAUAAAUUUGCAUGUUUUUCCAUCUGC
This is a messenger RNA of Cottoperca gobio, 1380 nucleotides long. It is a transcript of the gene ognb, whose product is annotated as osteoglycin, paralog b. Gene Ontology annotation, biological process: articular cartilage development; bone development. Gene Ontology annotation, molecular function: protein binding. NCBI's taxonomy places the organism in Eukaryota, Metazoa, Chordata, Actinopteri, Perciformes, Bovichtidae. Bases 144 to 965 code for a protein of 273 amino acids. The transcript has 6 exons. Gene Ontology annotation, cellular component: extracellular matrix. The record is from RefSeq and is a predicted model, not a curated record.